Molecule: messenger RNA, 2620 nt
Organism: Bolinopsis microptera
Lineage: Eukaryota; Metazoa; Ctenophora; Tentaculata; Lobata; Bolinopsidae
Product: synaptic vesicle 2-related protein-like
Exons: 3
Coding region: 979-2454 (491 amino acids)
Biological process (GO): transmembrane transport
Cellular component (GO): membrane
Molecular function (GO): transmembrane transporter activity
Source: RefSeq, a predicted model, not a curated record
GUUCCCCGCUUGGUUACCGUGCUGUGUUCUGCUUCUACCGCCUCAUUACAUUCCUACGAAACACAGAGGGCUUGUUUCCAUGAUGCGAUGCAUAGAUUGGUUUCGUUGUUUGAACUUAUGUGUAUAGCAUUGUUCGAGUGAGUCUGUUUCACAAUUAGGAGAGCAGAAGCUAAAUAUCUUUAAUUUACUUGUAUAAUAUUAUAUUGUAUUUACUUGUAUAGUAUUGUAUUGUAUUUACUUGUAUAGUAUUGUAUUGUAUUUAAUUGUAUUAAUGCUUUUCAUACAAAAUUACAACAAAGUCUUCAUGUUAUGUAUCCUGGGUUUGGACAGGAUAUUAACCGCUACAUAAUACUCAAUAAAUGCAAUAAAUUUGAAGUGUUGUAAUUAGUUUAAUAGUAUUGCAUUGUAUUUACUUGUAUAAUAAUAUUGUAUUGUAUUUACUUGUAUAUUAUUGUCAUUCUCUCAUUUCAAUUUUCGUAGAAAUUAGGAUUUUUAGUAUUUUUUAAAAUAUUUAGUUUAUUUUUGAAAUUUAAAUCACUUAUCAUAAUGCACUACCCCAUCAAAUUUAUCUAUUGAGAUUUUUAAUUCGAAUUGCCACAUGAAAUUUUCACCUUCGACAUGAUCAUUUCAUGCUAAUGUUAGUCUGAAAUGCAAUGUAGUAGUACACAGAUAAUACCUCAUGUGAUAAUGAGAGAGUAAAGGUAAUGUUAUUCAAUUCCUGUAAAACUAAAGUGUAAAGUGCACCUACUAGUAGUUUAGAUAUUAUGUACACAGUAAUUGUUAAUAUCGUACCAUAUGGUGGUUGAACGGUCAGAAACUUAAUCUUAUAUCUUGCAUUGGUGUUGAUUGUAAAGUAGUGGCUUGUUGUAAUCGUAUCCAAGCGGUCUAAUUGUCAUUUCUGUUCAGGCUUUUUAGUUAAUCGAUACCGUUUUUGAAUUAUUCUUAAGAAAAUCUAGAUUCAUACCUCGACUGCAGAUCAUGGCAACAAGUACACAGGAAUCUGAUAAAGACGAACUGAUAGAAUCAGAUCACAUCGAAUAUGGUAGCACAGAAGAUGAAAUAGCCACCAAGUCUCUUGAAGAAAUAUACACUAUGAUUGGUGUUGGAAAAGCGCAGUACAUGUAUUGGACCAUUUUGGCAGUGAUAUGUUACGUGGAUGGCUCUGAAAUGGUUCUAAUUUCUACUAUUGUACCUGUAAUAAGGUGUGAAUGGGGGUUAAGCAUUGUUUGGGAGACCCUGAUCAACGUUAGCGCUUAUUUCUUUAGUGCUCUAGGUGGAGGAGUGUUUGCAAAGUUUCCUGACAUCUACGGAAGAAAGAAAAUGAUAGCGAUAGCAUUAACUCUGCUGUUCCUCACUUCAAGUGCCUCAGCAUUUGCUCAAACUAAAGAGCAGUUCUUCAUACUGCGAUGUCUCAGUGGAGUCUGUAUGGGAAUUACUUAUCCGACCUGCAACAGUUUCACUGCAGAAAUAGUGAAGAGCACCCACAGAGAGGUGGGACCCAUGCUUUGUAGCUUGUUUUUUAAUAUAAGUGUGUUCCUAGCUGCUGUUUUGGCAUACUUGUCUCUUAAUACAUUAGGAUGGAGGUGGUUUGUUUUCGUAAUGGCUGUGCCCCUGCUAGUUUGUUUAGUUCUUCUGGUGUGUCUACUACCGGAAUCUCCACGGUAUCUAGCUGUGAGUGGAAGAAAGAAGGAGGCUAUGGAGGCCCUUCGGCGCAUGGCGAAGGUGAAUGGGGUGUCUCUUCCUGAGAACUUGAAGAUAGCUGUACGAUCAGACCAGGAACUUGGCUCAAUCUCUGACAUUUUAAAAUCAGAUUACAGGAAAGAAACCAUUCUCCUCUCCAUCAUGUACUUUGGUAAUCUUCUCAUACUGUUUGGGACGAUUGUAUUCGUUCCGUUGGCUCUCUACUCCGGGUUCUGCGGAGGUGAGGGUGAUCCUCCUGUUCACAAAUGCGUUGAAGUUCAGCAGAACUCUCUUCUAGAACUUUCCAUAGUUACCUUUGCUUGUGUUGUUUCCUCUUUUGUUGGAUAUGGUACCAGCAUUAUAAUGGGCAGGUCAAUCUCUCUCAAAAUAUUUGCAACUGUCAGCUUUAUCACAAGUAUAUUCCUCUUCAAGUGCUUCUCCAACAUUGUGACAGUGGGACUGUUCUUCGUUAUCAAGUUCAUGCAGGUGUCCCACAACAUUGUGACACUAAUCAUAGUACCUGAGCUGUACCCCACCACCUUCCGUAACACUGCCAUGGGUUUUAUCAACAGCUGGGGCAAGCUAGGAGGAGUGGUGGGAGCUGGGGCUGUUUACGCGCUCUAUUACUACAGCCCCAUGUUAGUGGUUGUUAUGUUCUCUGGUGCUGCGCUGAUGGUGGCUGUUGCGUCGUGGAUCUGGAACAAGGAGACUAAGGUUACAGUUAUAAGGGAUGUUGGGGAGGAUGAUAGUUCCAAUCAAUCAGAGUCGUGGUGAUUUAGCAAUUUAUUUUUGCUGGCUUGGUUAUUUUAUAGUUGUAUUUUAGGAACUUAUCUGUUGUUUAUGACCCACUUUUCUAUCAUUGGCUUUAUAAAUGUUAAAUUGUAGCAGCAGAACUUAAAUAACUUUUAAAGUUUAAACCUGAAAUACAGCAAUAAAAUGA